Molecule: messenger RNA, 1044 nt
Organism: Symbiodinium pilosum
Lineage: Eukaryota; Dinophyceae; Suessiales; Symbiodiniaceae
Source: the annotation of a GenBank genome assembly
AUGGCAGUGGACACCUGGGGCGCGCACGGCAGAAGACAAGUCGACGAUGGCUUUUUCAACACUGGCCUGCAUUUGCAGGAGGUAAGUCCCCUUGCAGUUCGAGCCUGGCUGGCCUUUCAAGUGCUUUCACUCAUCUUGCAGUGGCAGUUCUGGCAGGAGGUAAGCACGAAUCUUAGUUUGUUUGACGAAGCCUUGGCCGUGCACUGCUCGCCUGGUGCUUCCAAACACGGUGUCUGCAUCGGUCCCAUUUGGAACGUGUCCGCAUGGCACGAGUUUGUCCUGCACGGCAAGCCCUCAAGGGUGUGGCACACAGACUUGGUUCCUACAGCGCGCAUGAGACUGCAUAGUCAUUCCGUCGACUCCAUCUCAGCCAUCGAUGCGGAAAUUACCGAGCUAGAGCAGGAGACAGCCUCACGCAUCAAGCAACUGCGCGAGCGACGGGCUGAGCUGCAGGUUCUACAGGGCUUGAUGCCGGCGGGUCUCAAUCAGUCGGUAACUGGCAGAGCCUUCAAUUCCACGUAUGUCUUUGAAUUUGAGACUCGCUCCUCUCCUCCGGUAUUUCUGCUUGCGUUGAAUCCCAUUACACGGUCGCACCGCGUGGGGGAAGCGCCGCCCACUGUCAAUCCAGGGAGCGAUCUGGAGAGCAGUGACGUGUGGUCAUGGUCAUUGCAAGUCCGAAGACUAGAACCCGUGCAGGCAACUGCAGACUACCACCGCUUUGGUGCUGGUGAGAAGGUGCUCACCAUCGAGGACCAGUCCUCCGAAGCCACCACAUCUAUGCGGCAGCGUGGGUAUGUUCGCUGGGAGGCGAUGGUGCAGAACAUGGACUUGACUGCCAAGCAGACCCGCUUUCUGGUGUUUGUUGAAGACUUUCAAGCACAACAUUUGGAUGCGAUAUAUGCCAACUCCCAAUGCUCUUUGACAAAAGCAUGGAAGGCCUUCAACAAGCAGCACCAAGGGCAUCACCACCGGGCAUUGGUAUUGUGUAGAACAAUGCUGGGAUAUCUUCUGCCGCUUGGCAUGCUUGCCACACUUGCUGCUUGA